AUGACGCCCACUAGACCCAUGGCCACCAAUGACGAUAUCGAGGAGAGUUGUGUUUCUCCGACAUCAGAAGUGGGAUCGGUGCAGGCACAAAACGCGGAUAGAUGGAUCGAGGCGAACGACGGUUUACGCGCUUUAUUUGAGGCGCAGCAAAAUAACAUGCGACUACUUGUGGAGGCGCUACGCAACCCGCCAGCAAUCUAG
Messenger RNA from Parnassius apollo (apollo), 201 nucleotides. The record is from the annotation of a GenBank genome assembly. Lineage: Eukaryota; Metazoa; Arthropoda; Insecta; Lepidoptera; Papilionidae.